Molecule: messenger RNA, 6412 nt
Organism: Drosophila takahashii
Lineage: Eukaryota; Metazoa; Arthropoda; Insecta; Diptera; Drosophilidae
Product: small G protein signaling modulator 2
Biological process (GO): activation of GTPase activity
Molecular function (GO): GTPase activator activity
Source: RefSeq, a predicted model, not a curated record
GAGCGGAAAAGCUGCUUUGUGGCGGAAAAACAAUAAGAAGUAUAAUCAAAAAUAAACAAAGAGGGGAAGGAACAAUAAGAUAUACAACAUAGUAGUAACUAAAAGGAGCAGCACGCAUACAUACACAGCAAAUUUAAGAAUUUUUUUAGCUUUGCGGCAAAUUCGCGGCGAAAAAACAUAAGUAUGCAGCAAAAAUGUGAAUAACUACUACCAAAAGGAAACGACAGCAACAACAAAGCAGCAGCAUCAUCACACACACACACUCUGUUGUUGUUAUAUAAGUGUGUGUGUGCGCGUGCGGGUGUGUGUGCGUGCGUAGUAGUAAAAAUGUAGCAAAACAACAACUACGACUCGAAGAAAACCAACCGAAAAUAUGAGACAACGAAUCUAAGAAAAUUUUUGAUACCACGAUUUUUGUUAACAAAAAAAAAAGGAGACGAAACAAAGCAGCUGGCAAAGGCAGAGAGAGAAGCAAUUUGCCCAAAGAAAUAUACCACAAAAAGAAACAAGAGCGAGCGAGCGAAAGAGAGGGCGGCCAUCAUCCACCAAUACAAAUGAACAUGCUACACAGUUUCAGCGGCGGCAGCGCUGCCAGCGCCGCAGGCGACGCCAGCAGCGCGGAGACCGAACUGAAGGAGCGGCUGAUAGCCAGCGUGAAGAAGGAGGUGAAGCAGCUGAUGGAGGAGGCGGUGACCAAGAAGUACGUCCACGAGGAGAGCAGCUCGGUGACCUCGCUGUGCGGCGCAGUGGAGGCCUGUCUAAGUCACGGGCUGCGCCGUAGGGCUCUCGGGCUGUUCAAGACCUCCUCGACGACGGCGCUCAUCCAGAAGAUAGCCAAGAUCUGCCCGGAGGCGGACUACGUCAGUCGGCGGCUCCUGGAACUGGAACUGGCCCAGGAAUCGCAUGCGGUGAGCGGCAAGCGCUCCUCCUCCAGCAGCGACAGCAUCAUCAAGCCGAAGCUCCUCAGCAAGGGCAGCGGGAGCAGCAACUCGGUGACCACCAUCAACACGGUGGUCUCCAAUGGCGCCUCCUCUGGAAGUGGCACUUCGAUAGCCCCGCUGGGCAAGUACCUGUGGAUACGACUGGCCCUGCACGAGAAGCGGCUGGCCAAGAUCAUCGAGCAUUUGGUCAGCAAUGCCAGCAGCUACUAUGAUCGCGAGGCGCUGGUCGCCGAUCCGGACUACGGCUCCAUCCUCAGCUCCCUGCUGGUGGGUCCCUGUGCCCUCGAGUUCACCCGGGCCAAGACUGCCGACCACUACUGGUCCGAUCCCUGUGCCGAUGAGCUGGUGCAGCGGCACAGAAUCAGCUCGGGCAACCGGACGCCGCCCACCACCCACCGGCCCAUCAUCAACUUCAAGCGCAGCCUGCACACGAGCUCGGAGGACACGAGCAGCGGCUCCUUCAAGGCCUGCUCGCCGGCGAGCGUGGCCAAGGACUACGUGGAGUCGCUGCACCAGAACUCCCGCACCACGCUGCUCUACGGCAAGAACAACGUGCUGGUGCUGCCCAAGGACGUCUCGGAGCCGAUGCCCGGCUAUUUGAGCCUCCACCAGAGCAUCCAGUCGCUGACGAUCAAGUGGACGCCCAAUCAGCUGAUGAACGGCUACAACGACGGCGAUGGCGGCGACAAGAGCUUCUACUGGAGCUACGCUUUGAAUAUCAACGUGGACGAAAUCGUCUAUGUGCACUGCCAUCAGAAUCGCGGCGGCGACACUGGCGGCACCAUUAUCCUAGUGGGCCAGGAUGGCGUCCAGCGGCCUCCCAUUCAUUUCCCCGAGGGCGGACACCUGCAGGCGUUCCUGAGCUGCCUGGAAACGGGUCUCCUGCCGCACGGCAUGCUGGAUCCACCGCUGUGGUCGCAGCGCGGCAUUGGGAAGCUGUUCCCCUGGCCGAAGAGCGUGAGGCGACACCUGCUGCCGUCGGUCAGCGAGGCAGGAGCUCCGGCAAUGUCAGCCUCCGUCGACGAGACGCCCAUCGACUAUGUGUUCCGGGUGGUCAGCAAGUGCCAGCACGAGGAGUUCUUGGCCAGCCAUCCCAUUCUGGAGCUGGGACGCUCGAGUCCGCGGAGAAAGCAUUUGGGCAGCUGCUCCACCACCGGCAGCAGCGACUGCUCCAGCAAGAGCCUCUCCAUCGACCAGAGCAGCUGCGAGACGCCGCUCAUCCAGGCCAGCCAGAGCACCAGCAUCGAGCUGGUCUGCUCCACGAUGCGCCGCCAGAUCAUCUCGCGGGCCUUCUACGGCUGGCUGGCCUACUGCCGCCACCUCUCCACGGUGCGCACCCACCUGUCCGGACUGGUCAACGCUCGCAUCAUGCCCGAUCUGCCCGAGGAGGAGGGGCCUCUGAGCCGCGAGAAGUGGCUGGAGAUGCAGGAGGACGGCGUGGUCACCGGCGAAAUGGAGCUCCACCGGCUGGUCUACUUCCGUGGCGUGGAGCCCGAGCUGCGCAAGGAGGUGUGGCCCUACCUGCUGGGCCACUACGCCUUCGGCUCCACGCCGGAGGAGCGGAGGAAGCAGGACGAGACCUGCAAGCACUACUACGAGACGACGAUGAGCGAGUGGCUGGCGGUGGAGGCCAUUGUGCGUCAGCGGGAGAAGGAGAAGACGGCGCUGGCCGUGGCCAAGUUGAGUGCCGAACAGGCCCGCUUGGCGGCCAAUGCCACCGGCAGCUCCUCCUGCUCGAAUUCCCACCAGAAUCAAAUCCUCACCAACGGCAGUCGGCAAUUGGAAUUGGAGCAGCAGAAUGGCGGCGAGGAGGAACAGCUAAUCCUGGACGAGGGCGAGAACGAUGUGUUCGAUGACAAUGACUUUUCGGAUAUAUCCGAUCCGGGAGAUCUGUUCGAUGAGCCCGAAUUGGGUCAGGAAGCUGAGGAGGAGCAGGAGCAGGAGCAGGAGCAAAAUAAUCCCGAGGAGGAAGAGGAGGAGGCAAAGCAAGAGGAUCGCGAGAUUCCCCGUCUCAGCGAGCAACUGGUGCUGGAGUUUCAGAACAUGGAAGACAACCUGGAGCCACUGCGUCUGCAGGAGAACUGUUUCGCCGACUCCGAGAACGAAAACGAUCUGGGUUUGGGUCUGGACGGCAGCGGGAACAUCCUGAUGCUGAGCAUCAAGAGUUCCCCCUCGACGAGCAGCUACGAGACGGUGGGCAAUGAGUUCGUGGACAUGGUGGAGGCCAAGCUGGACGAGGAGGAGGAGGAGGCACCUCCAGGAGAGCUGAGCAAGUUCCACAGUGCCGACGACGUGCGGCUGGAUAACCAGGAGCAGGAGCAGCCGGCCACAGCGGUAAUCAUCACAGAGGCAGCCUCGCUGGACGCCCUCGACGACGAUCCCACCGAGGAGUUCACCUCGCGCAAGACCAGCCUGAUGUCGCCCCUCAACGAGGACAUCACGGUGGUGGCCUCCCUGGACGCCCUGCAGGAGCCCAAGUCCGCCUGCGUCUCGCCGGCCAGCUCCAAUGGCGGCGUCUACAGCGUGGAACUCCUCGAGCAGUUUGGCCUGAAUCUGCAUCGGAUCGAGAAGGAUGUGCAGCGGUGCGACAGGAACUACUGGUACUUCGCCAACGAGAACCUGGACAAGCUGCGCAACGUGAUCUCCACGUACGUGUGGGAGCACCUGGACGUGGGCUACAUGCAGGGCAUGUGCGACCUGGUGGCGCCCCUCCUGGUCAUCUUCGACGACGAGUCGCUCAGCUACAGCUGCUUCUGCAAGCUUAUGGAGCGCAUGAUCGAGAACUUCCCCAGCGGCGGGGCCAUGGACAUGCACUUUGCCAACAUGAGAUCCCUCAUCCAAAUCCUCGACUCGGAGAUGUACGAACUGAUGGACUCGAAUGGCGACUACACGCACUUCUACUUCUGCUACCGGUGGUUCCUGCUCGACUUCAAGAGGGAGUUAAUCUACGAUGAUGUAUUCGCAGUUUGGGAGGUCAUCUGGGCGGCGAAGCACGUGGCCUCGAGUCACUUUGUCCUGUUUUUGGCCCUGGCCCUGCUGGAAACCUAUCGCGACAUCAUCCUCUCAAACAGCAUGGACUUUACCGAUGUCAUCAAGUUCUUCAAUGAAAUGGCCGAACGCCACAAUGCCCCUUCGAUUCUACAGCUGUCCAGGAAUCUGGUCCUCCAGCUGCAGACCAUCAUCGAGAACAAGUAGACAUCAAGAGAAGAGCCAUCCAUCAGUCAUCCAUCGUCAGUUCCUGGAGACCUCAGUUCCCGAUCAGUAUUGAGCAUACGAUGUACUAAGUAGCUAGCACCUAGAGCAUAGAACCGUAGAAUCGGAGUUAGAAAGCGCUUGGGGAUAUAUAACCGAAAGGCAGAUAGCAUAUAGCAUAUACCCUAUACCAUAUACCAUAUAUAUCCCGUAUAACAUAUAACAUACCUGCACCCUAGAGAUUGCAAUUAGCUGAGGUUUUUUGGGAGGAGGCUUCCCGUAAUCCGCAAUGGUUUUUUUUUUUGGAAACGGCUGGGAAUCGCUUAAAGAAAUUUAACAAAAUUAAGAAAAUUGUAGUGACCUGAAAAACAAAGAAAAAAAAAAGAAAACGAAGAGAGAAAAUCAAGUGGAAAUCGAACAACGUAAAAGAUUAACUAUUUAUACUUAUACAAUAUACAUGCAUAUACCGAUUAUACUAUAUAUACAGGCAGUUGCAUAUUUAUACGUUUUGUAUAUUCGAGAGACCCGGGGGGUGGAUCACGUACAUAUAUGGAUAUUGUAUUAGAUAUCGUCUAUAUAUGGCAAUGCUGUGCGGCUGCGACUGCGGCCAACUGUUGUUAAUGUUAUGUUAUCGAUUUGGCCAGUUAUCACAUAUAUAUUAUAUACAUAUUGAAAGAAUUUCGGGGGGAAGAGGCGUGGAAAGCUCUAAAAUUCAGUAAAAUUGUGGUUCAAUUAUAAGAACUUAAGAACUGUUUAAAGAUUUCAAAAGAUUACAACUUUAGGAGAUUUAAAAUCAGUUUUCAGGGAAUUUCAAAUCCAUAGUGAUAUAAUAUCUCCGAUUUCCGAUAGGAAAGUACAUUUUUAAAAUAUGAGAAGUUUUUCAAGGCCCAACCCUGAAUCGAAUUGCAAUUGUUCGCUUGGUCUGCUUGUGUUUUCUCCCAUUUUUCCUUUGUAGCUGCAAGCGUUGAGAAAACAUUUUGUACUCGAGUUGCCCGACAGGUGGAUCCUGGGGUUAUAUCUCUGUAGGUAAAUCGAACAAUUGCCGAGACACACACACACGAAUCGAAUCGAAUCGAAUCCCAAUAAACCCACAAAAAUACAUAUGUUACGAAAUUAUUGUUGACGGCUGCGAAACGUUGAGUUUGUUUGUAUUAGCAGAAUUAAUAUGCAACCCAAUAUAUAUAUAUGGAUAUAUAUAUUACAAACUAAUAUUUAUACAAAUAUUAACCCAAAGCAUAGAUAUAGAGAAAAAACGGAAUGUGUUAGCCGUGUAUUGUUAUAAUCGAACCCGAUUCGUUGCUAUUCUCAGGCAAACUACAUACAUAGUUUCUAUCCGGUUUUUCGUUGUUUUUUGGUAAGUGCAGGCGCACCAAAAAUCCCUCCACUGGGCUUAUAUACAACUUAUAUUAUAUAGAACUAUAUAGAGCAAACACUUUGUGUGGAAUCUAAGUUAAUGCGAGCAGCACGCUUUUUGUGUAUGGAAAAAAAAACGUCGAAAAGGAAAAACCAAAAAAAUACUUAAUGUGAUUUCUUGUUGCUUCUUUGAAUAUUGAUAUUUUUGUAAGCGCUAAAAACGUAUACAUAUAUAUAUAUAUACACAUAACGAAAGAGAAGGAGAUGGCAGAUGGCAACAGAAAGAGACGCCUAGCGCGGAGGAGAAAGAGAGGGGAGAUAUAUUUUACACUUGGCUGGGGAAAACAAAAUAGGCGGGGGAUAGCGAAAGUCAGUCGAGUCCAACCAAAAUUUUGGCCACACUUUUGAUACACAUAUUCGACAGAAGAUCAACUGAUCCACCACGAGAAAAAAUAAGAAAAACGAAUUAAAAACCCGAAGAGCAAGGCAGGAACUCUCGCUAUAUUAUAUUGUAUCGUAAUCAAGCUAAGCUACCAUAUAUAUAUAUAUAUAUACCUAUAUAUAUAUGUAUUUAUACCCGUCUGUGUAGAGACGCCACCUAUAGAGCCCCCGAGCAUAUAGAAUAUUACGUUACCCACGAUUGUAACCACAACAUAUAGCAUACGCAUGAAUAUUACGAAUAUCCUAUGUUUCAAGCGAAGGAAACCACAUGAAAGCCCAAAAAACAAAGAACCGAUCAAUGUAUAAUUUACCGAAACAAUGUCGAUGAAAACAAAAUAAAAGGAAUUAUGUAAAAUGUUUACAAGAAAGCAAUUGGCAUAUUUUUUUAGGUUUUAAGGUUUAUAUUUUGAUUAAAUUUAUUUUAACAGUAUGAUUGAAAUGUGGAGAAAAGUCUUGGGAUAUUUACUGCAAGUACAAGCCAUUAU